Molecule: messenger RNA, 1633 nt
Organism: Phacochoerus africanus (Common warthog)
Lineage: Eukaryota; Metazoa; Chordata; Mammalia; Artiodactyla; Suidae
Gene: NOB1
Product: NIN1 (RPN12) binding protein 1 homolog
Exons: 9
Coding region: 98-1339 (413 amino acids)
Biological process (GO): ribosomal small subunit biogenesis; maturation of SSU-rRNA
Cellular component (GO): preribosome, small subunit precursor
Molecular function (GO): RNA endonuclease activity
Source: RefSeq, a predicted model, not a curated record
UCGCCUCUGCUCUUCUCGGCUUCCAGAGGCCCUGAUUGGGACUGAGGGGGCGGUGCGGGCUCCGUGCGCAUGUGCGCUCCGCCCCAGCUUGGCCAAGAUGGCGCCGGUGGAGCACGUUGUGGCCGAUGCCGGGGCUUUUCUGCAGAACGCGGCUCUGCAGGACAUCGGGAAGAACAUCUACACCAUUAGGGAUGUGGUUAGCGAGAUUCGAGACAAGGCCACGCGCAGGAGGCUCGCGGUCCUGCCCUACGAGCUGCGUUUCAAGGAGCCCUUCCCGGAAUACGUGCGGCUGGUAACUGAGUUUUCAAAGAAAACGGGAGACUAUCCCAGCCUAUCUGCCACAGAUAUCCAAGUAUUGGCACUCACCUACCAGUUGGAAGCAGAGUUCGUUGGGGUGUCUCACCUAAAACAAGAACCAGAAAAGGUGAAAGUGAGUUCAUCGUCUCAGCACCCAGAAACCCCUCUGCACAUUUCUGGUUUCCAUCUGCCCUCAAAGCCUAAACGUCCACAAGAAACAGUAGAACAUGGAGAGCCAGCCAGGGCGUCUGAGGACCUAGAAUUCACUUCCUUUGUGUUCUGGAGAAACCCAUUGCCUGACAUUGAUCGUGACCUGCAGGAGCUGCUGAUUGACGAAGGUGGGUGUGUUCCGAGUGAGGAGGAGAAGGAAGAGGACGGAUUGGAAGAAGGGAAGGACCAAGACAGUGAUGACGACGGGGGCGGGUGGAUAACCCCCAGCAACAUCAAGCAGAUCCAGCAGGAGCUGGAGCGGUGCUCUGUCCCCAAGGACGUGCGGGUCGGCUGUGUCACCACGGACUUCGCCAUGCAGAACGUCCUGCUCCAGAUGGGGCUGCACGUGCUGGCUGUGAACGGCAUGCUGAUCCGUGAGGCCCGGAGCUACAUCUUGCGUUGCCACGGCUGUUUCAAGACCACGUCCAACAUGAGCCGAGUGUUCUGUUCACACUGUGGAAACAAGACCCUGAAGAAGGUGUCUGUGACCGUCAGCGACGACGGAACCCUGCACAUGCACUUCUCCCGCAACCCCAAGGUGCUGAAUCCGCGGGGCCUCCGGUACUCACUCCCCGCUCCCAAAGGGGGCAAGUACGCCAUCAACCCCCACCUGACCGAGGACCAGCGCUUCCCUCAGCUACGGCUCUCCCGAAAGGCCAGGCAGAAAACCGACGUGUUUGCCCCCGACUACGUAGCUGGGGUGUCUCCUUUUGCAGAGAAUGACAUCUCCAGCCGGUCAGCUACCCUGCACGUCCGAGACAGCACCCUGGGAGCCGGGAGGAGACGGUUAAAUCCCAAUGCUUCCAGAAAGAAGUUUGUGAAGAAAAGGUGAAGGGGGGCUCACAGGCAAGCUGGACUGCUGCCAUGGCUGCCGGGGAGUCCCGUGUGUCGCCCCCAGCUGUGCCGGACCGAGGGAGUGGGCCUGGCUUCCCAGUGCUGCCCCAGGACUUGCCGUGGUGCCUCGGGUUGGGUUGGUGGUGGGACUCGGCCAUGCCCUGGCCCCCGUGCAGCCAGAGAGAGAGUUGAAUGAAAGCAGAAGAAACAGUGCCUGAAGCAGAUCUUCAACCUUUAAAGAAGAGAACUUCCAAGUGGUGAUAUUUUUCUAAUAAAUGUGUUUGCAAGCUUU